GACAGCUCGGGUGCGCGCGCCCCUUACAUUGUGUGUGUGUGUGUGUGGAGUUUGGUGUUGUUUCUGCGCUCGCGUCCUUCCUCGUGCAGUUCUGCUGAUGUUUGAAUUGAAAGGUCAUUUCUAACGGCUCGCUUCUAACGGCUCGUUGCUGCCGUCACGCAACUCGAGCUGUUCACGGGUCGCUUUUUAUAAGUAAAAUGUUUAUCGGUGGCCUCAGCUGGCAAACCUCACCAGACAGCCUUAGAGACUAUUUCAGUAAAUUUGGGGAGAUCAGAGAAUGUAUGGUGAUGCGCGACCCCACCACCAAACGCUCCAGAGGCUUUGGGUUCAUCACGUUUGCAGAUGUUUCCAGUGUAGAUAAAGUCUUAGCUCAACCACACCACGAAUUAGACUCCAAGACGAUUGAUCCUAAGGUCGCCUUCCCUCGACGCACUCAACCUAAGAUGGUCACAAGAACAAAGAAGAUAUUUGUGGGUGGAUUAUCGGCGAGCACAGUUGUUGAAGAUGUGAAACAGUAUUUUGAACAGUUCGGAAAGGUAGAAGAUGCCAUGCUAAUGUUUGAUAAAACUACAAACAGACAUAGAGGCUUUGGCUUCGUAACGUUCGAAAGUGAAGACAUUGUAGAGAAAGUCUGUGAAAUUCAUUUUCAUGAAAUCAAUAAUAAAAUGGUAGAAUGUAAGAAAGCCCAGCCGAAGGAAGUGAUGUUUCCCCCAGGCACGAGGGGCAGGGCGAGAAGUCUUCCCUACACCAUGGACGCCUUCAUGCUGGGCAUGGGCAUGCUGAGUUAUCCAAACAUCGUGGCAACGUAUGGCCGUGGAUACACAGGAUUUUCUCCAAGCUACAGUUAUCAGUUUCCAGGUUUUCCAGCGACGGCAUACGGGCCGGUGGCGGCGGCGGCUGUGGCGGCAGCGCGAGGCUCAGGUAGGGAGACCCGGGAAAGAUACGGCUACAUGGCGUACCCACAGAACGCAGGGCCAGGGUUCCCUGAUUACGGCUUUUAUUCUGGGCCCGGUGACCAGCGCGGGGCUCCCUGCUCGUUUGCCGACUAUGCCACCCUGGCACCCCAUGCGGGUCAGAUGCUGCAAAGUGAACACGUCACCUCCACCUGCAACUCUCCCUCUCAGCACCACCCAAGCCCGGACCACUUUAAGAGCUCAGGUGUGUAUGGUGCUAAUCCUCCUCGGCCUGGAGGUUUCCCCGGUGCCAACAGUCCGGGACCCGUGGCGGACCUGUACGGCCCCAGCAGUCAGGACUCAGCUGUGGGAAAUUACAUCAGUGCUGCCAGCCCUCAACCGGGCUCCGGGUUCAAUCACAGUAUUGCGGGCCCUUUGAUUGCAACUGCAUUUACAAAUGGAUACCACUGAAAGCUAACCAGAGGUGCGGCACCACCUCAUUUGAGAGAUCAUCUGCAGGCUCUUGGACAAUGGCCGAAGCCUCUGACUGGUUUGUGUACAGUUGAUGUCAUAAGACUUCAAGCACUACAGGUUCUGAUUGGUGAAAGGAUGAGGGGGUGGAACCAAAUAAAACGGAGAAGAAAACAUCUCAGAACGCAUCACAACUGCUGUAACCAUAACUCCGCCCCCUACCAUCACUGCAGGACUCCUCCCCAUUUCUCAUGGUUUUUAUUCUGUCUGCUUUUUAAAAUUACUUUGGCUUUUAGCAGAGAAAUGUACUUAGAUGAGUAAAGAUAUUGCAAUUAUGUUAUAAAACUCAUUCACUUUUUGGCUUGUUUUCUCUGUCACCGAUUGAUGUAAGAAUCAGAUUAUUCGCUAACAAACACGCGCACACAUGAUCCGACCCCACGGCGUUCAACAUCUUCAAAAAGAAAACGACUAAAUCUUAGUAGCUGUUUUUAAUUCUUGUGAAGUCUCAUUGUUGAUCAUAAUGACCUAUUUUUGGGCAAUACAGAGGGAGAGGACUCCAAUAUUUUUAUGGUCCUUUUUAUAUAUACAUAUAUAAAUAUAUCUAUCUAUCUGUGUUGUUGUUGUCAUUUAGAAAAAAAAGAAAAGAGUAUACUGUAACUUUUUUUUUUUUCAAAUGAAAAACAUUGUGGUUUCAAAUAUAAGAGAAAGAAAUGUAAAUACACUUCACGUCAUACAGUACAGCAUAUUUUUCUGACAUAUACUUCAGGGUGCAAGAAAAAGAUGAUUUCUCAUUUUACAGGUGUAUACCAGCAUAUUCCCAUACACAACGAGCUUCAGAUUAUACAAACUCAAUCGGUUAUCAUUUGCCGUGGAGUUUCCAAACUCCCAUCCAAAGCACACCGUGUGUCGUGAUCAACAAAAGGACUUGACAUUUUUCUGUGUUCUGCACAUUCUGACACUUUUAUACUCCUGAGAAGAAAAAAAAAACUUAUGAUGUUGUCUGUUGUUGUUAAUGUUGUCUAACAGAGGAAAUUCCUCUUGAUUUUGGAACCUAUUGUGGACUUUGUGAACAAAAGCGGUCUAUUGCUUUUUUGGCUGAAGAAAGCGAGCAUUUUUAUGAACCAUACCUCAGACCUGUGAGAUAUAAUUUAUUCGGCGAGCGAGCAAAAGGUGUACAGAGAAAGCUUUGCACUGUGUACUACUAAAGAACAACGCUUUUCUCUUUGCACACGCUAGCUGUCACGAGUGACCUUACGGAAAUUUGACGUAUGAAAAAUCAGCUUUUACUUUUCUGCCGCUGGCAUCCGGGAUGCAGGGCGAGAAAAAGCCAAACUAUUAGCGCUCAGAUUUCAUUUAGAGGACAUAGCCAACGUUUUAUCCGAAAUAUUGACGUAUUUUAAUAUACAGCCAACAAAAAUGUUGAUCUGAGGAGACCUGAGCUGCUGUUUUGAUUUCUUUUACGUUGUUUAAGUGCUGGUUUAGGCGUAUAUAAAAUGCAGAUUUUUAUUGUUAAUGAUCUCAUAUGUAUAUUCUGAUGUAAAUGUGUCUUUUUUCCUCCUGCAGAUACUGUAAACCGUUUCGUUUCAUGAAUUCUGUUUUAUUUGGUGUAGUCGGGAUGGUCUGAGGCACACAUGCUAAACACUGAAGCCUCUUAAAGAUCAAGUCACGUAAUAAUAUUUAAACAAACGAAAGGAACGGAAUGAGCGACGAAAACUGUUGUAAUGUUCAAAUGUUAAAGAAAAAUGUAAUAUUAAAAAAAGGAAACAAAAGA
Molecule: messenger RNA, 3135 nt
Organism: Paramisgurnus dabryanus
Lineage: Eukaryota; Metazoa; Chordata; Actinopteri; Cypriniformes; Cobitidae
Gene: msi2a
Product: musashi RNA-binding protein 2a
Biological process (GO): central nervous system development; regulation of translation
Cellular component (GO): cytoplasm
Molecular function (GO): mRNA binding
Source: RefSeq, a predicted model, not a curated record